This is a messenger RNA of Ctenopharyngodon idella (grass carp), 3175 nucleotides long. RefSeq names its product protein-L-isoaspartate (D-aspartate) O-methyltransferase domain containing 2a (gene pcmtd2a). The record is from RefSeq and is a predicted model, not a curated record. The transcript is spliced from 7 exons. Gene Ontology annotation, molecular function: protein-L-isoaspartate (D-aspartate) O-methyltransferase activity. The coding region runs from base 1259 to 2602 and encodes 447 amino acids. NCBI's taxonomy places the organism in Eukaryota, Metazoa, Chordata, Actinopteri, Cypriniformes, Xenocyprididae. Gene Ontology annotation, cellular component: cytoplasm. Gene Ontology annotation, biological process: protein modification process.
GAGUCGUGCUCGCUGCUAUAAAGUAUGAUUCUGACGUGAUAAUAGAAUUAUAAACUCUUUUUUCUAUAUUUUUUUAUUGAGCAUAACCUAUAGUCCCGCAUGCAGAAUGAACGGCAGGUCGUGAUUAAAAAUAACAAGCAUAUGUGUGUUAUUUCAUAUUUAACUCUAUUUGAGAAACUACCCGGAUGUUCAACAAAAACACUGCACAAUAUGCGUUUGUUAGCGAAUGGCGCAGCUGCAUUUGAGCGCGCGGUGAUUGGUGGGAACAUUCCUCACAUCUGCAGUUUCUACACAGCGUCUCUGGGGAAGCUUUAACUUUCCAACAGUGUAGCCCAGCGCCAUCAUCCGUUAACUGGACAAAAAUGCUGUUUUGUUGGGUCCGAACCAUGUGCAGUGGUUACAGAAAGUAUUUGGACUCUUAACAUGAGUGGCCUUAGAUUACAUAACAGAAUAGCUAAUAGAGUGGCAUUUAUUUUAAAGAAAUACAAGACAAACACACUUUUUUUAUUUAAGAAUUCUUAAACUUAUGAACAUACAGUGUUCAGAAUGAUUACCAAAUGUAUUUGGAAAGUUUCUGGUUGUCGAGCAACAGUGAAAUGCCCAGAUAUAUAUGUAUGCAGUCCUUCAUCUUGUAAAACAUGGUUAUCAACAAGUGGGUCACAAUCCAGAUUAUUGUCUGUUCUGUUAGCGGACAGCUGGGAUGAAAACAAUGCAGAAUUCAACUAAUAAUAUGCAACUAACUGUAACCAUAAUAUAACAACAUUGUGUCAACCACAGUUUGUUUUAUGAGGUCAAUAAUUGGCUGCCAAGAGAAUAGUAACAUCAAAAUUCAAGAGAUAUUUUACUGAAACUACACUAAUGUUCAAAGGUUUGGGGUCAUUUGGAUAUUUUUUUUAAAGAAAUGAAUACUUUUAUUCAGUUAAGAUGCAUUAAAUUGUUCAAAAGUGACAGUAGAGGCAUUUAUAAUGUUACUAAAGAUUCCUAUUUCAAAUAAAUGCUUCUUCAACGAUUUUUUUUUUUUUUUUUAAAUAAACUAUUUUCAACAUGGAUAAUAAUAAGAAAUGUUUAUUGAGCACCAAAUCAGCAUAUUAGAAUGAUUUCUGAAUGAUCAUGUGACACUGAAGACUGGAGUAAUGAUGCUGUAUUUUUUGAUCAAAUAAAUGCAGCCUUGGUGAGCGUAAGAUAUUUCUUCCAAAAACACUCCUAACUUUUAAAUGGUAGUGGAAUAAAUAAAAUGUUACAUUUUUAAAAUAAUGUCAUGUUAAUAAUUUUGCACAUUAUUGGGUCUGUUAAUAUCAUGGCAAUUUGUAUUUCAGUAUUUGUUUUUAAAGAUAUUUUUGUUUACUUUUGUAUGUUAAUCAUUUCUGGUACUGUGACGGGGAACCACUGUCCUCAAGCGAAACCAGUUGUGAACCACUGUUAUAGAGCUACGCAAGAAACAGGAAUGGCAGCACAUCUGAAAGACAAAAUGGGAGGUGCGGUCAGUGCCGGGGAGGACAAUGAUGAGUUGAUUGACAACCUGAAAGAAGCCCAAUACAUUCGCUCUGAUCUGGUCGAACAUGCCUUCAGAGCCAUUGAUCGUGCUGACUACUAUCUGGAAGAAUUCCGUGACAGUGCCUACAAGGAUCUGGCCUGGAGACACGGCAACAUCCAUCUUUCUGCACCCUGUAUCUACUCUGAGGUGAUGGAGGCUUUAGACCUGCAGCCUGGCCUUUCUUUUCUUAACCUAGGCAGUGGCACAGGCUACCUCAGCACCAUGGUGGGACUUAUACUGGGGCCAUUUGGUGUGAAUCAUGGUGUUGAAUUGCAUGAAGAUGUAAUAGAAUAUGCUUAUCAGAAGCUGGACUUCUUCAUCAAGAUGAAUGAUAGUUUUGACAGGUUCGAGUUCUGUGAGCCCUCCUUUGUAGUGGGCAACUGUCUGGAGAUUGCCCCAGAAAGUAAGCAGUAUGACAGGGUUUACUGUGGCGCAGGGGUCCAGAGGGAACAUGAAGACUACAUGAAGAAGUUGUUGAAGGUUGGGGGAAUCUUAGUACUGCCACUGGAAGAAAAGCUCACUAAAAUUACUCGGACAGGAUAUAACACAUGGGAAACAAGAAAGAUAAUUGCUGUGUCCUUCGCACCACUUGUGCUCCCUAAACACAGGGAAAAUGGCAAACCGAGAGCAGUGUCCCUACCUGCCAUGUUCGAGGUGCGGAGUCUUCAGGAUUUGGCCCGCAUCACCAUCCGUCACAUUCUAAAGAAAUCUGGGUUUGGAUCCUUGCCACUAUCCCGGAGAACUGGAUUGAAGCGAAGAAAUCACCUUAAACAGAAACGUGAGCACCGUGACACCCCUCUUCUGACCAAUAGUUAUUUGUUCAUGAGUCGCUUGAUUCCCGGACCCAUGGACAACAGCAACAACCAGUCAUCCACAGACAAUGAGGAUGAAGAUGAAGACUGCAGAAGGGUUUGUGAGCAACUAGAGGAGAAAGAAGAGAAUGGGAGGAGGAAGGAGGGCAGUGUUUUGGUGAUAGAGACUCCAAUAAACCUCUUAAGGGAGAGGAUCCUCUGCCUGCCUUUGCCAGAGCCUCUCAAGAUGUAUCUUCUUUACUACAGAGAGAAGUAGACCUCUCCUUUCAGUGCAUAGUCUGUUAUAGACUACCCACAGCUACCUAUCACUGUUACAUUAAGAGCCCAUGGCUCUUUAGUUACACACUUUCACAUUCGGCUAACAGUUUACUAAAUCAUAAAUUCAGUGUAGUCUCACUUGUUUUGUGUGUGUUAUAUACCAUAUAGUUUCAGUUCUUAGAUUUACUAUGAAAAGUGAAAAUCAAAAUAUUCUUCUGGUAUAUGGAUUUGUAAAAAAUGUCUAAUUGUGUGCUCAAUUACACUUAUAUUGUGUGAAAAUACAAAGGCACGUUUAAAAAAAAUGUGAUCGUCCAACAAUCUCUGUAGUAAAAUUUUGGGAUAAAAGACUUUGAUUUUCUAAAGUGUUUUGCCAAUUUAAAACUGUCUUGGGUUUGUACUGUUUAGAGGGCUUUUGUGUUUGCAUUUUUGCUAUUUAAAAAUAUAAAAGGUAUAGUCUAUAGUUGUGUAAUCAGUUAUAAAAUGGUGCUCAGAAUUGUGGUCAUGCUCUUUCAAGCGAUGUAGAAUGCACUGAAUAACUCACUGUUUUUAAAUUAAACUUUUAUAUUGUCUA